This is a messenger RNA of Durusdinium trenchii, 2191 nucleotides long. The record is from the annotation of a GenBank genome assembly. NCBI's taxonomy places the organism in Eukaryota, Dinophyceae, Suessiales, Symbiodiniaceae.
GCGGGGGUGAUUGCUCCAGCCCAUCCCAUUCGACUUCGUUCGAUGUCGCAACAUGCACUGCUGAGGCCUGGGAUUGAUGCGGAGCUGUCCACGAAGAUCGUGCGACAGGCGUUGCGUCUGCUUUGGCACUGUGGGAACUCCACGCAGGGCCGAGUGGAAGCCAUCCAGGCCAAUGGAGCUGCAUGUAUCACCCAAUUCUUGUCCCACCACGACGCCAAAGUGCGAGAAGCCGCGGUGUGCGCCUUGAAUGUGAUCUCUCUGGAGACGCGAGGGAAGAAAGACGUGUUGGAGCACUCCUUGGAAGCGAUCGGCAGGAUCAUCCACAGCGAGUCAGAAACCACCUACUUGCACGAGACCUGUGUGCAGCUCUGCCGCUCCGCCGCUGAGUUGCCGGCCUUUCGGUUCGCCUUCGCGCGCCACGUACUGAAGUCCAUCUGGCUGUUAGAGAAGGUCUUUGGCACCUGCGCAUUGGCAGCGAUUAGCCCAUUGCUCAGCUCCCAGGAGGACAUGGAGACGCGGAUCCAGGCCACGGUGGUGGCCGAGCACUUCCUCACGCAUGGCAAGCCAAUCCCUGUGGGGGACGACAUCCGCGUGUGCGUCGAUCCGUUGAGCAACGUGGAACGGCCCAACGUUUACGGCUUCGAGGAGUGCGUGGACAUUCUGCAGCACUUGGUGGAGCUUUUAGACCACACGCCCUCGGCCGCCGUGUGCCUCAAGGCCUUGGUGCAACAGGAGAGGCCACGGGAGGAGUUGGCCAAGUUGCUGAGGGCUGGACUGCUGGUGCACACGGCGAGCCAGCAGGGCUUCGUGGAGUCCUUGGCGCUGGAGGACAAGGACCAAGCAAAGAAGUUUGCCAAGGAGGAGUUGUUGGAAAGCUUCGAGGGCCGCAGAGGGAUGCGAUACUUAGUGGCGCUGCAACUGGCCAUGGAUGCUGGGGUGGACCCUGAGGAGAUUCCCUGCGUCUACAGUUUGCACAAGAUGUCGGAGACCUUCCAGGUGCCUUCCACCGAGGUCACCACCGUCACCGCGCAGCUGUGCUUCAUCUUGGAUUACACGGGGUCGAUGCGGACGCAGAUCGCGCAGGCCAAAGAAAGCGUCCAGAAGAUCAUCGAGUCUGUCAGCCGUCUGCAGCUGCCCUGGCCGAAUGCCAGCAUUGAUCUAGAGAUGUCAGCGGUGGCCUACAACGAUUGGGACAGUGACACGGCCAAGUUGGGUCGGCCGGUGGUGGCCGCCUUUGGCGGGAAGGAGAUCAAGCGGGAGCAUGAUUCGAGCCUCACGGCCGCCGACUUCAACCUGGGCGGCACCUUCACCAAGGACGCGGCGGCUUUGCGCAGCUUCAUCGACCAGGGCCUUGGGCACGGAGGACAGAUCCCGGAGGAGCUCACAGGCGCCUUGUUGGCUGCGUCCUACUUGCCAUGGACGGCGCAAGAGAAGCUCGCGGUGAUCAUCACCGAUGCACCCUGCCAUGGCAAGGACUACAGCAGUGUGGUUCACGAUCCCUUCUGCGAUCCGAAGACUGGGCUCACCUGCACAGGCAAACCGGAAGUACCUCUACGUCGCUUCAUGUCCAAGGGCGUCACGGUGGUGAUCCUCCACACAGGAGAAGCGCAUACUGUGUCGAUGUGCAGAAGACUGCAGGACACUGAUCCGCGUUUGAUCCAUGAGAAGGUGAGCCCCACAGAGACGGCAGAGAAGUUGGUCUCUCUGAUAGAGGCGAAGCUGCAGCUGCAGCCCUUACACUAUGUCUUAAAGCCCUAUCGCUUGGAGCAAGGCGAGGAGGCGAAUUCCAACGAUGCUCCACUGGAGUUGGCCACCGGCCAUGAGCUGGAGGUGGAAGACGAGAGCCGGACGGAGAGAUAUAACACCGGCUCAGAAGGUUUGCUCUUCUUGGGCAAGCGCGGUGCUCCAAAAUUGACGCUGCGCCGCCCUGGAGAUGUCUCCUUGGAUCAGUACUUCACCGCACAGAGCGACCAGGUGGAGAUCAAGGGCAAGUUCGAUGGCCGAAAAAGCUACUUGCUCAGGAUGCCUGCCAAGUAGACAGCGGCAGUCAUGGGCAGUCCUGGCGGGUGUGAGGGGAAGAAAAACCACAUUGAGUGCCUUUUGAUUGAAUUGUACAGCAAAAGAGACCUAGCCUCAUUGGACCAAGUUUUUAUACCUUUGGUAACUGCCAAUGAAUGCCCAGAGCUUGGUG